AUGGGAUCCUCACUCUCACUGGGGGUCCAUUUUGCAAAUAUGUACAUGGCCGCCGUCGAAGAAAGGACAUUUAGAGAACAUCAAAAACCUAGGAUCUAUGGGCGGUACAUCGACGAUAUAUUCGUCAUGAUAAAAGAACCUGAUGAUGCCAGAAAACUAGCAGAUGCUCUGAAAAGAAACUCGGUGGGCAACUUCACCACAGAGCACAGCCAGCAGAAGACUUUGCCUUUUCUUGAUGUACCGGAAAAACAACAAGAAGGACAGUUUAAGAUGAUCGUUUAUACGAAAGCAACCAGCGCUGAAAACUUCGAAGCUGGUGUUGGAUUACACCAGGGGUCAGCUUUAAGCCCAUUUUUGUUUGUGCUGGUCAUGGGUGUGUUGAGUGAAGAGAUCAGGGAUGAAGAGCUAUGGGAGUUGUAUGCCGAUGAGCUGGUGAUUACUGCUGGAAAUGAGGAGGACGUAUAG
Molecule: messenger RNA, 465 nt
Organism: Macrobrachium nipponense
Lineage: Eukaryota; Metazoa; Arthropoda; Malacostraca; Decapoda; Palaemonidae
Exons: 2
Coding region: 1-465 (154 amino acids)
Source: RefSeq, a predicted model, not a curated record